Hyalella azteca is the source of this 5435-nucleotide messenger RNA. Its product is annotated as protein PRRC2C. Gene Ontology annotation, biological process: mRNA processing. Gene Ontology annotation, cellular component: exon-exon junction complex. Gene Ontology annotation, molecular function: mRNA binding. The coding region runs from base 121 to 3156 and encodes 1011 amino acids. The transcript has 11 exons. The record is from RefSeq and is a predicted model, not a curated record. Lineage: Eukaryota; Metazoa; Arthropoda; Malacostraca; Amphipoda; Hyalellidae.
UUCAGUCAGUGACUUUCUGCCUGCAUUACUGAGAGUGCUGCUUAUCUAUGUUGAGUUCGUAUCUUCAAAUAAAAUUCAUGAUUUUUUUCUGAUCUGGUUCCACGUACUAAUAACUUAAAAAUGUCUGAUAGGCGACGACGUAGGAAACCAGUCACAGAAGGUGGCUCUGACGAAUCAUCCGAUGAUUCGGCUGAUGAAGUAAUACACAACUCCCAUUCUGAUUUGGGAAGUGAUGCUGAGGGAGCCAACAGCGAAUACGAGAGCGCUGACGAGGAAGAAUUAGCACCUCAUGUUGCUGAUCCUAACAAUCCUGAUGCUAAACUGGAUGAUGAUGAAGACAGGAAAAAUCCUCAGUACAUUCCCAAGAGGGGAACAUUUUAUGAGCAUGAUGACAGAACCAUGCCUCCAGAUGAAGAAGGCAAUGUUCUUAGAAGUGACUUGCUGGAGGACACAACUGCGCCUAAGUGUUACCCUGGCUCGACCCUGCCUGUGGUGUCCAUCAGCUUGAAGGCCAGUGCUGAUGCUGAAACUAGUGCAUUGGCUGGCUCUGCCCGCUCUAAAAAGUCAUGGCGUGGAGAUGAAGGCAAAUGGUCGCACGACAAAUUCCAAGAAAUUGACCAGGCGCCCAAGCCGCGUGAAGAGCUUGUGUCUGUGUACGGUUAUGACAUCCGCAGUGAAGAAGGCGCUCCUCGUGCCCGCAGACGGAGACGAUAUGGUCGCGGACCUAACAAGUACACCCGGAACUGGGAGGACCUGGAUGCCUACUCACGCCCUGCGCGUGGCGGUGCUGCUGUUGCUCGUGGAGGCAAGCCGAUGCCCCCACACCCUGACAGGAAAGAUCAGGACUUCCCUGCUCUAGGGGAGCCCGGCGACGCCGGUACUGCACACAGAGGCAGUAAAGCAAACUCUGAGUCGCGUGAGAGCGGCACUGAAGUGAACAUGAACCAGGGCGGCCUGCAGCAGGAGGCCCACCGCAGUCCUGCCAGGCACAAGGGCGGCUCCGUGGUGUACACGAGCCAAGAAUAUCGCCGCUCCCGUCCUGAGGACCGAGCUGCUGGGGAGGAGCAGAGCACGCGAGGCAGAGGCAGGGGCGCCAGGUCUUCCCGAGGGAGAGGUCGAGGAAGCAGGAGUGACAGAGGGGGGUGGAAGGGCAGAUAUCCUGGUGGGGAAGAAGCCUAUUCCCAGCAUGACAGUCGUGCUAGUGAUGACGUCCGAGUGUCGGGUGUGCGAGGUGAAGGCAACCCUCCUGCUGCCCAGCACCACUACCAGCAGCAACCUCGUGAACAAGGCAAACAUCAACAGUCGCCUCGAUCAGCCGCCCGACCCCGCAACCCUGAAGCUGGGGUCCAUGACUCGCCUAAACAUGUGCCUCGGAAUGAGCAGCCAACUACCGCCCAUCCGCCGGGCAGACAACAAUAUGGUGGACAUCCGCAACAGUCUCAGCCACAACACUCGCCACAAACUCAGCAACAGCAUCAUCAGCCACAACAGCCUGGCUAUCAUCAGCCGCAACAGCCACAACAACAGCAGCAACAACAGCAGGCGUUUGGAAGAGGCACCCAGAAACGGUACUCCAGCCAACGAGGUGUUCGGCCCGGCAACAACGUGGCUGCGGUUGACCGCAAUGGCUCCGUGAGUGGUAGCAACAACUCGCACUACACACCACACCCGCACCACAACUACUACUACCACGACAACAGCACCACGCCACCACCACAGCCUGCUCUGGCUGACGCUGGAUUGCAUCAUGGGUCAGGACUUGGUGUCAACGGCGGAGGCUCUGGCGCCGUUAUAUAUGACGGGACCAGCAGCAACGCGACUGCUGCACGCCACGCCCCUUCGGUCGUCCCCGUCGCCUCGACGCAGUUCGUCGCAUCGGCGCAGUUCGUCCGUGACCCAAGCGCUUACAUCGGCGCAGGCGCUCUGGCCGCCCCGGCACCCGUCCUCACACGGAUGUAUACUCCUGUUAGUGUGGUAGGAACGGCGCCUGCUGAAAUCGUCUCACCAGUGCUGGGACCAGCGUCAGUAGCAGCAGCAGUGAUUGCUCCUGUGGUGACAGCGGUGCCGCAAGCCGGUGUCGUGGCGCGAGCUCCCUUCAUCGCGCCAGACGCUGCAGGUCUCAUCCCAUGCCAGUUCAACGCCACGCCGCAGCCCACACCGCCACCGCAGUUCCCUGCUCCACACCCUCCGCAGUUCCCGGCGUAUACGUCCUACCCACCACCGCCUGCUAGUGAAGGGACCCAGCCUCAGGAAGUAUACCGCAAUGGUGUGAUGUACUACAACACCCAAAGUCAACAGCCUCAGCGCUCAAGCACUACGUUACAAAAACGCCCAAAGGCAGCGAUUCCCAUCGUACCUCCUCCUGAAGACCUCGAUGGUGAGAAGAAGGAUGGAUCAUCUCCUCAUCCCGACGAUACCGAGCAAUAUCAAUACGAACCUGAUGCCAUGGGAGCAAGUGCAUUGCAAGACUCGUUACCACCAAGCGAUAUGAAUGCUAAAGCUACUCAGCAUCGAACUACUGUUGUGGCUGCCGACAAGCGCGGCAGUGGCCAUGCUGUUCCGACUGAUUUUACAUUCGAAGAAGCAGAAAAUGUCGAAGUUGUACGUGAAGUUAACCCUAGUGAUCACUGUGCCAUCCAGCAACUGCAACUUCAGCAGCAGCUUCAACUCGAACAGGAAGCAGUUCUUUCUGGAGGUGUGCAAGAUCCGAUAAAUGAUGUUAUUCAGACUACUACAUAUGAAAGAAGUACCGAUACUCACGCCGCUGCUGAUGAGAUGGUCAUCGUUGACCAUCCUACUGGUACUGAACGUUGCGACGUUUCCCUCCCUGUUGAUGGAAGUGGCAUCGUUGCCCACACUGCUGAUGCCGCUGCAGAUAAAACUUCAUCCGUUGCUAGUGCUACUUCAGAACUCGGCAGUUCAAGUGCAGAGCAGACGAAAGCCUCAUCGGUGGAUGAGAGCGGCAACUUGACGACCGAGAAAGCCUUGAGUGAGAAAACCGCGGCUCUCUCUAUGGCUGAUGUUGUUGACACGGACAAUGCAAAGUUUGAAGACAGCGUCGAAGAUUUAGAAACUGUUCCGUGUUCGAAGUUGACAGAAACUCUGGCAAACGAACAAGUUUCUGAUGGAAAAGGGAAGGAAACCUCGAUUUCUUGAAUGCUUACACUAGUAGUUAUUUCUCAUGGUGUCUCACUGGGAUUAUUUAUUUAACUAGCCACCUAGCACUCCCUGUAGAUUUUCAUCUUUUCUGUUUCUGGUUUGGUCUAUUAUUUUAUGACUGGGUAAUGCCUUUCCUUUUAGAUAAGUUUUCAACUAUUUAAUUUUUUCUACACUUUAGCUUCGAAAUUUCUUCUUUUGGAAUUGUGCUUCUAAGAAUUCUAAGAUACCUAUUAAGCUUCUAGGUAGAUGAUAUUGUGAACAUAACUACUUCACGUCUUUUCCAGCGUUGUCCUGCAUCAGCUUUGACUAAUACAUUGAAAUUGAGUGUACAUUUAAACCGAAUUACGUAGAAUGACUUCGUUAUUCUCAGAACCAAUUAGAGAUGCCAAGGAAAUUUAAGCACUUGAAAAUCACUGGGUAUUUCAAAAGUUCGAAUUUGGUUAUUUUCUCUGCACUGUUUACUUUUCAAUGAUAGGUAAAUUUUAUAUAUUAAAUUUAGAAGCCCAAUUAAUUGACUAGAAAUUUACGCGAGUUCAUUGGUGAACAUGUACUUCUCAGUAGACCUAAUCAUGACCUAUGUGGAGAUCAAUUUGUUAAUAUAUAUACCGCAAUUCCUUAGUAAAUGUACAUCAUUCGCGCGGGGCUAAGCCUCUUCUCUGAUGUAAUGUUCUCACCUCGUGUAAUUGUACGGGAAAACGACCUAAAAUUGUUUUUUUUUCUUUGCGUUUCUAUCAGAACUCGAUAUCAGGAUUCUUGUUUAAAUAAUUAUAAAUGUUUCUUGUAUUAAGUUAUUGUUUGAACGUUUCAUAAUUGUUUAAAUAAUCAAAAAUCACUUAUGAGGAAAUGGACUGACAUCACAUCAAGAGGGAGCUUCUAAUAUGCAAGCUGUUCAGAUAAUUUUACAUCAUACGUAGAAUAUUUAUGUAUUGUUUUGGUUGUAUUUUGAAUACCCAUUGAUACUGAGCUAUGCAUUGAAAAUGACGGAUAUCUGACAAGAUAGGCGCUCUUUAAGUUUAUUGUUAAGAGAGUUCAGCCUCACCUUGAUUAUGAAUACUAAUUUUAGAAAAGGCUAAAGUGAUACUCUUAAAAUCAUAACAGACUUUUUGCCUCUCCAAAGUGAAUGAAUUUCUAUGUUUGGGAUAAUUUUUGGGAACUGAUACAUAUGAAAUUAACAAGUUAACAAUUUUCCAUGCACAUCAUGUUAUUGAUACCAAAAAGUAAUAAAUCGAUUCAGUUAUAUUGGGUGAACUUUCAUAUAACUUGGAGGUAUCGAAAUCUUUUGCUGGACUCUUUUGGCCUGUUAAGCGAAUAUUUUUCUCUAGUUUAAUUAAGUUUUGAUCAACUCUACUGCGUUUCUUUUUGUCGAUCACCUAAGUUUUACAGAUCUUCUCCAGUUGAAUAGUUGAUAGCGGUUGUAAAAGAAAACAGUUGCUGGCUUGAGUUUAAGUGGUACGACGUGACCAUUUCAGACAUGAAAUGGUACAACGUUUUUAAAUUCGUGUGUCAUCGCGAAUUUUAUUUGCUGUGCAGGCUCUCGAUUUUGUACACGUAUAUUCUGAAGAAUAAAUAAUUUGUCAAGAAAUUCGUAAUGGUAGAUAAACUUGAAUUUCCAAGAAUCUAAAGCUAAGUCGUUUUCAUAAAGUGCUUGUGUUAAUUUUAUUUGUCAUUCUAUCAGGAAUGUAACACAGAAGUAUUAACUGCUGAAAUAAUUUCAGAUUAGCUAAUGAAAUUACUUUUGAUUGCACAGAAACGCCCCGAAAAAUCAAGGUUCUGAUUCAUUUCUACUGUUGAUUUCUGGCAGUUCAAGGUAAUACUGAUAGAGUACUAAGUACAUUCUUAACAUUUUUCAUCUUUAGACUCGAGAGUUGUCAUUGCUUACUGCUUUUAAUACUUUGCUACUCGUACUAUAUACGUUUUUUUCUAUUAUUGUGAAUCCGAUGAUAGUCUUUACAUUGAAAUUUCAGCUAAAGUUGAAUUUGACAUUUUAAUGUGAGUUUGAUGAAGAAAUACUUCCAAUUUUAUAAUAUUCGCUCCGUGCGAUUAAAAUUAACCUAUUUAUUUUAGGUCUUCUCAAUUUUCUACUAUUUUCUCUUGAUAUGUGGCCCUGUCGUGUAAAUUGAGUGAUCAAUGCUUGAUAACUAAUGCCAGCGUUACUCACUUAGCUUGCUUGAAUUUCUUUAUCUUUUCUCCACUCCGACAACGUAAGUUGCCAAAUCAAUGGAUAAAUCCAUUCGUUUUCUAACAUGACGGGUCCUCUUCUAAUCUUCAUCAGAGUU